Messenger RNA from Scaptodrosophila lebanonensis, 1918 nucleotides. RefSeq lists its product as uncharacterized. Gene Ontology annotation, biological process: positive regulation of DNA-templated transcription. The coding region runs from base 700 to 1623 and encodes 307 amino acids. The transcript is spliced from 6 exons. Gene Ontology annotation, cellular component: nuclear body. Lineage: Eukaryota; Metazoa; Arthropoda; Insecta; Diptera; Drosophilidae. The record is from RefSeq and is a predicted model, not a curated record.
AGUGUUUCUUCAGAUAAUUAAAAUUAAAUUAUAUUAAUAAUUAUUAAGUUUAGUGUUUUUGUUUGCCUUGUGUUAUGUGUUUUGCGCGGGGCUGUUGCGCGUGUCUAGCCGUACAUGUAUUAAACUCAAAUUGCAGUGCAGUAAUAUUGUAGAGCGACAAAAAAUAUGUAUGAAUGUGUGUGCCGUCAUUUGUGUAUAUGAGAGUGUAUGUACAAUAGUGUGUGCGUUUGUGAAAUGUUAAAGGGAAAAGUUGUGCGUGCGUGUGUGUAUUCAGGAAAAAGUUACUAUCUCCCCCAGUACCAACUACAAUAUGCUGUUGCGCCCCCUACCCGCCCCCCAACAUUCAUUCCGGAACGUCAGCAAUAGCAACAGUGGCGUCGACGUCGUCGGUAGCAUCUUCUCUGGCAAUGGCACUGGCAUAGCUUUUGUAUACUUGAAAUACCGCUUAGUACAUUUUUAGCUGCCGUCGCGAUUGUAUGUACCUGUACCUGCAAUAGUUUCUUUGCUCUCUCUUGCGUAUGCAAUUUACACCUUGUUAUUGCAUUAACAUUUGUUUACAAGCCGCUCUAUAGUGUGUACACAUGUAUUAUUAUGCUAAGAUGCAGUUCAACAUGCUGGGAUACUAAAUAAAUGCUUCUUAUGCGGUUGGAGCACGAAGUUUGUUGGGCAAACAUUUGACGCCAGUGAGACCCAUGUGAAAUGCCUUAUGAAAAAUUCAAUAAAAAGCGUCGACAAUGGGAGGAUAGCGGUGUAUUAGAACUCAUCAAACUAUGGAAAGUUUGCGCCUAUGAAUUGCGCACCAUCAAACGCAAUGGCCAUCUCUAUGUGGCUAUGGCAAAGCAGUUAACGGCCCUUGGCGUACCCGUAACCGCAUUGGAAGUGCACUUUAAAGUUAAUAAUUUAACACAGCGUUAUAGACAGGAGCAAAAAACAUUCGACACUACAGGCAUAAUAAGUACUUGGAAAUUCUACAGUCAAGUAGAUGAUGUUUUUAAGAGUCUGGCCGCGCACACAGGCUACAAAGACAAGCGCAUGAACAGUACCUCGAAUGCCAGCAGCUUGCCAUCUACAUCUGAAUCACCAGUUUGGAAAAAUCCAAUGUCUCAACAAGAGUUUAACAGUAACAACACGGAGGGGUUCUACAAGACAGAGUAUGGCAUGCAUCGCCACUUUAUGGACCACUCCCAACCACCGCCGAAUGCGGGAUCUGUUGACAAUUUUAUGGCCUCAUCGGCAGCUGUAGCAGCGGUAGCCGCUGCCGCCUCAGCGCGCCUAGCCGACAACAAUAUGGAUCAGCAAAUGAGUACAGCAGGCGCCAGUGGGGGUAACCCCGGACCUGGAGGUAACACAAACGGAGGUGUGCCCAACUACAAUAAAAUCAAGAAAUCACACGAGGACUAUGACAAAUUUGUCGAUAUUGUCAAAAAUAUUGUCGACACACACAAGAGCACGCCAGACAAGGUGGAUACAUUCAGUGAUUUUAUUAAAUCGUACAUGAGACGCUGGCCCGAACGACUGCAGGACGAGGCCAUCAAUCACAUUACAAACUAUGUGAUUGUCAAGAAUAUGGAACAUAGCAUGGGAGGCGUGCAUAAUCCAGAGGGUGUUAAUAAUCGACAAUAACAAUACAAGCAGGAGCCCAACAACUAGACGCAAAGAAUGGAGGGGCAGAAAAAGGCGUAGAGUUGUUGGACGGCAGCUGUGGGCAGCAGUUGCCGUAAUUAGCAGCUCCACUCUAAAUUAAUAACACAGACGGGCUGCCUCAGGAUCGAUUUACUUAAAAGUUGCGAGCAGUUACUUAAAAAUACAACAAACACUUGGUUUGAUUGAUUUAGAUAUAAAUCCAUAUUAUGUUUAUUUAGAAACGUAUCGUAUCGUGCAGUAUUUUUGUAUAGGUAAAUUAUACAGUGGAAUUUUA